GUUGCACUUAAAGGAGCAUCGCGAGUGCCAUUCAGAUAACAACGACCAAUCUAAAACCUUGAACCGAAAUUAGUUUUAUUAUAUUGGUUGUAACUUUUCGUUUUCCUCGGAAAAAAAUGAGACUUCACGGUGUUCAAUCACGUUACGUGCUGUGCUACGUCUUGCUUUGGUUCUGUCUCACCUCGUUCGCCGUUAGUGGGUCGGAUGUGGAGCAGGGCGUGACGAUUUACGGUUUGCUGCAGGUCCCGGAGUCCUACUUUUCCCAUCCCGACAGCCAGAGCCCGCUCAACCAAGUCCAGCCCGGUAGUGUUCUGCUCACCAGCGCCCUUCACACCUACCGUGUACCGGUCCAAAAGGGCGGCCUCUUUGUAGUGCCGUUGAUGGCCUACGGCACCUACCUCCUGCAGGCUGACUUUCAUGAUUUCAUCUUUCCCACUGUCUUGUUAGAGGUGCAGUAUAAGGAACGCGAUCGAACGCAUGGGCAAAUGAAGGGCGAGCGUGUUCCUGUGGUUCACGCCUAUGCAAAUGACUUCCCCGUGCGCCCGCUCGAUGGCACUGGAGUGGAUGAUAUGAACCCCAUCGUUAUUCCAACUGAAGGUGUUCAUUCGUACUACGUUCCUCGUGAAGAGUUUCACUUUACAGAGAUCUUGAAGAACCCGAUGAUUUUGAUGAUGCUGCUUUCUUUUACAAUGUUUGGCCUUGUCAAGCUAUUUCCAGAGGAGGACCUUAAGGAAUCUCAGAAGGUUUCUAGGGAAUGGCAGAAUAAACUCGUUAAGAGUUCAAACAAAGCAAUCAGCAAUAAAACUUAGAAGUGAGGAAAAUGAUUUAUUUAUCGAGCGAAGUCUUAAGUGGAGUGGGAGAUAUGGGCAUUCGAUACAUGUUAAUUGUUACGAUUGUGUUAUUAUAUCUAAUAAGUUGAAGAAAGGGGAAAAUAAUGAAUUGGAUAAAAUUGGUCUCUCCAGUAUGAUUUAGUGCGCUAUAUUAAUAAUUGCAUUCCCUUUGAGAUCUUGAUGGCAUGUUGUAAUAUAAUGCUUUCACAAUUUCAACAAAUGAAGUGUUUGAUGCUAGACAAUGAUCCACGCAAUGAGUCGUGUAGCCGAGGUAACAGAGGAGUAAUUUUCGAAGUAUUGAAAAAGUUUUGCAAUGUCUACCUAAAUACGAUUUGUUUCACUUCCUUUAUGAGCUAGAUACGGCUGGUGGAGAAGUGAGAGCAUUAGCAAGCUUUCUUAAUAAAUGUAUAAAGGGUAGUACAAAUGCCUUAAAAUGUGAUAUCAUAAGAAUGAUAGCUGUGAAGCAAAUAUACAUAUUCAUAUUCAUAUCAAAUUAAUAUGCGAUUAUUUCUAUAGUUUUCCAGAUAGGAGGACGUUAAAGACAUAGACAAUAAUUUAGCAAUUUAUAACGUUCAAAACUAUGAAUAGGAAUUGAUCUGACGAUAAAGAAACAAAUCGAUUAAAGUGCGUCUUCAUGGGAUUCUUAGUUGUCUAGCAUCGACACCACUGAAACACGACACAAUUGCGGUGGUCAGGUGGGGAGUAUGGGAUGCUUUGCAUGUGAAACUCUGCAUUCUGGAGGGUGACAUAACAAGAGUGUUGUGAAUAGGGUUCAAUUAUGAGGCUUCUGAAGGUAUCCUGAGAUUACACCACAUGAGCACCAACACACUAAGUGCGGCAACCGUCUCGCGAUUGAACCCAUGUUAACUUUUAUGGUGCAGUGAAUUCAAAUAGAUGAAGGCUCAACUUGGGUGUGAAGGAUGAGAGAGAGGAAGAGGGGGGUGUAGAUGGACAGACACCAGAAAAUGGAUUCAACUUGGAAGGAGACAAAUCAGGCAUGAUUUCUUCUGGUCCAAAUAUUAUGUGCUUGAUACAUUAGUCGUUAUUAGUA
Phytomonas sp. EM1 is the source of this 1881-nucleotide messenger RNA. Lineage: Eukaryota; Euglenozoa; Kinetoplastea; Trypanosomatida; Trypanosomatidae. The record is from the annotation of a GenBank genome assembly.